Molecule: messenger RNA, 1044 nt
Organism: Corylus avellana
Lineage: Eukaryota; Viridiplantae; Streptophyta; Magnoliopsida; Fagales; Betulaceae
Source: RefSeq, a predicted model, not a curated record
AUGCAGCCACAUGAUGAUCCACUAGUAGUAACAGUGAUGGUGGCCAACCAUAUGAUCCAUCGAAUUUUGGUGGAUAAUGGAAGUUCGGCCGAUGUCCUGUAUUGGCCGAUUUUUAAGCAAAUGGGUAUUGAUCGUGAUAGGAUCAAACCAUUUGGUUCUCCCCUUAUCGGAUUUGCAGGGGAGCAAGUCCAACCGAUUGGCCUUAUUUCACUCCAUGUAACAACAUGGAUGGCACCCAAGCAGAAGACUGUAAUGGUAGAUUUUUUGGUCGUUGACCGACCCGGUGCCUACAAUGCUAUCAUUGGUCAUCCUGCUUUGAAUAAGUUGAAGGCCAAGGCCUCAGACCCAAGUCCUAUUGUAAUUGAUACAGUAGGUGGUAAAGGCAAGAAUGAGCCAAAGGGUGAGCCAGUUGAGCCACUGGAAGACGUGGUGGUUGGUAAAGGUAGAAUUUUGAAGAUUGGGACACAGAUCAGUCCCAGGGUCCAAGACGGUCUCAUCACCUUCCUUCUACGAAACCUGGAAGUUUUUGUGUGGACUCAUGAUGAUAUGCCAGGAAUCAGUCCUGAAGACAUUCUCCACCAACUCAAUGUGGAUCCGAGUGUAAAGCUAGUGAAGCGAAAGAGAAGAAAGUUCGCUCCUGAGCAGACUAUGGCUAUAGCCGAAGAAGUAGAAAAGCUUCUCAAGGCUCAUUUCAUUGAGGAAGUUUACUAUCCCGAUUGGUUAGCCAAUGUAGUAUUGGUCAAAAAGUCCAAUGAGAAGUGGAGGAUGCACGUGGAUUUCACUGACCUCAACAAAGCUUGUCCAAAAGACAACUUUCCAUUACCCCGCAACGAUGCAUUGGUUGACUCGACAGCUGGGUAUGACUUACUCAGCUUCAUGGACGCUUUCUCUAGCUAUAACCAGAUAUACAUGCAUCCAGAAGAUCGUGAGAAAACUGCAUUUAUAACUGACCGAGGCAUGUACUAUUACAAAGUUAUGCACUUCGGUUUGAAGAAUGCAGGGGCAACAUACCAAAGGCUGGUUAACAAAAUGUUCCGAGACUAG